AUGACCAAUAAAGAGUGUGCACGUAUUUCCGCUUUUAGUUCUUUCGUUAUUAGAUGGUCUUACGAGCAGUCUUUUAACUUUGUUAAAGAGUGGGGGAAAAUGUCACGUGGAAGUGUUUUCGCAGGAACAAAAGAGUUCGACGAAGAAGUUUUUUUCAGUUUUCUGGAUGAUUCCACUGUACUUUCUGCUGUACGUGUUGCGAAAAAAAAAAAGGAACUAAUGACUACUUCAACAGAUGUAACUGUAGUUCGUGGUGGGGCAUACACCAAAGAGGAAGAUAAUCGAAUUCUCGAAUUAUAUGAAAUAUAUUCAACAGAAAAUAAUAAAUGGAAAUUGAUUGCAAGUGAAUUAAAAAGAGGUCAUAAGAGUGUACGUGAAAGAUAUGUAAAUCAUCUGGACCCUACUAUCGAUAAAUCCGAUUUAACAAUUCAAGAAAAACAUAAGAUUGAUAGACUUCAAAGCAUUUAUAUGAAGAAAUGGGCAGAACUAGCUAAGGCACUGUCUAAUAAUCGAAAAGAUGGAAGGAGAACAGAGCUUCAAGAGAAACCAGAUUUAAAUCUGAAAGGUCUAAUACCAUUUCCAAGUUCCUACCUUUAA
This is a messenger RNA of Rhizophagus irregularis DAOM 181602=DAOM 197198, 597 nucleotides long. Lineage: Eukaryota; Fungi; Glomeromycota; Glomeromycetes; Glomerales; Glomeraceae. The record is from RefSeq and is a predicted model, not a curated record.